Messenger RNA from Scophthalmus maximus (turbot), 737 nucleotides. RefSeq names its product protein S100-B-like. Gene Ontology annotation, cellular component: nucleus; cytoplasm. The record is from RefSeq and is a predicted model, not a curated record. NCBI's taxonomy places the organism in Eukaryota, Metazoa, Chordata, Actinopteri, Pleuronectiformes, Scophthalmidae. Gene Ontology annotation, biological process: positive regulation of cell population proliferation; positive regulation of canonical NF-kappaB signal transduction. Gene Ontology annotation, molecular function: calcium ion binding; S100 protein binding; RAGE receptor binding. The transcript is spliced from 3 exons. Bases 414 to 737 code for a protein of 107 amino acids.
UUGUCACUUACAGUUCUUUGUAGUUUUCAGUGCCUUGGUGAAAUCUUACUCUUUUUAGAAAAUUGCACACCAUAAGGCUUCAGCCACUUAUUGCAUUGCAGUAUUCUGGACAUUACUGGAACAAAUCCAGAAUCCGCUCCAGUUUGCAGGACUCAUAACAUUCACAGUUCGUCACAUGAACAGACUGAGGGAGGGAGGGCGAAAUGGAGAAACUUGAUCUUAGUCAAGUGACACAUUUUAAGAGCAACUGGUUUUUGGUCAGAUCUCUGACCACUAACAUCCAUUAGUCGUACAUUACAUAGAGCAAAGUAGAUGUAAGUGGAGGUGGUUGAUCAAUACAUUUUAGUGUCCACAGUGAAGUGGGUGAGGCAGUCCCAGCUAGAUAAGCAAUUUCUUGCACUGAGGAUCCUUACAUGACAGAGGAGUUUCUUCAGAUGACGGCUUCAAAGGAGAGUAUGUCCGAACUGGAGAGUAGCAUGGCCAGCAUUAUCCGAGUUUUCCACAAAUACUCAGGCCACAAGUGCAAGCUGAGAAAAGCGGAGCUUAAAGCACUCAUCAACAAUGAGAUGAGUCAUUUCAUAAUGAAAAUCCACGAGAAUGAAACUCUGGAUGAGCUCUUUGCGGACCUCGACCAGAAUGGAGACCUGGAGAUCGACUUUAAAGAGUUCAUCACCCUCAUCUCCAUGGUCACCUCGGCAUGCCAUGAACUCUUCAUCCCAAAACAUCAGAAUAAUUAG